This is a messenger RNA of Microthlaspi erraticum, 3438 nucleotides long. The record is from the annotation of a GenBank genome assembly. Lineage: Eukaryota; Viridiplantae; Streptophyta; Magnoliopsida; Brassicales; Brassicaceae.
AUGCUAGAGUGCUGCGGUAUGAUUGAUUUUCCGUAUACAGGGAACCCUCUCUCAUGGGUGGGAUACAGAGCCUCUGGUAAAGUCCAGUGUCGGCUAGAUAGAGCUAUUGGAAACGAGGAAUGGCAUCAAUCUUUCUCCCACACUAAUGUGGAGUACUUAAAGCUUUGGGGAUCAGAUCAUCGACCGGUGCUAGUAAAUAUUCUAUCUAAAGAAGCUAACAUCCAUCGAAACUUCAAGUUUGAUAAACGAUGGCUUGGAAAAGAUGGCUUUAAAGAAACGAUUAAUGAAGGAUGGAAUAUGAGCACAGAAGCACGAGUGGGUGACCUUCAUUGCAAAGUAAACUCUUGUAGAAAAGCCAUCUCAGUCUGGAAACGCACGAACAAGUCCAACUCUGCCAAGAAGAUUGAAACUAUCAAGGACCAACUGGAGAAGGCCCAAACAGAUGACAAUGUUCCAAAUGAAGAAGUCCUCAAUCUGAAAUGGAGCUUAUGCUCAGCACAUAGAGAAGAGGAACUUUAUUGGAGACAAAAAAGCAGAGUCACAUGGUUAAAAGAGGGAGACCGUAACACCAAAUUCUUCCAUGCAUCAACGAAGCAGCGCCGAGCCCGUAAUCGGAUCACAAAGAUUAAACGCUCAGAUGGAACGUGGGCGGAGACUGAUGAUGGGAUAGAACGUACGGCUACAAGUUACUUCCAAACUCUGUUUUCCUCAUCGUGUCCACAAGAAAGUGAUGAAGCCCUCCGGUAUGUUACCGAGAAAGUUACUCCAGAGAUGAACCGAUCCCUCACCAAACUGCCAACGAACGAGGAAAUUAAGAAAGCAAUCUCUGAGAUGAAUCCAGAUAAAGCUCCAGGCCCGGAUGGAAUGACUAGUCUCUUUUACCAAAGGUUCUGGGAAACUAUGGCGACAGAUGUUAUCCAAAUGGUAAAAGACUUCUUCACAACAAAUAGUUUGGAUACACGCCUCAACCAAACAAAUAUUUGUUUGAUCCCAAAAACUGAACGACCAAGAGACAUGUCUGAAUUCCGACCAAUCAGCCUCUGCAAUGUGAGUUAUAAGAUUAUCUCUAAGAUAAUGAGUAAUCGUUUGAAGAGAUGGCUCCCAAAGCUUAUAUCGGAGACACAAUCAGCCUUUGUGGCUAGACGACUUAUUACUGACAACAUCCUAAUAGCACAAGAAGCCUUCCACGCACUUCGCACAAAUCCUAUGUGUAAGGCGAAAUUUGUAGCUAUAAAAACCGAUAUGAGCAAAGCAUAUGACCGAGUUGAAUGGGGCUUUCUUCAGACUCUCAUGCUCAAGCUUGGUUUCGAUGCUAUGUGGGUCAGAUGGAUAAUGAUGUGCAUUAGCUCUGUGUCAUACCAAGUCUUAAUAAAUGGGGAAGCUAAAGGACAUAUAACCCCUUCAAGAGGUCUACGACAAGGGAAAAUAACCGGACUCAAGAUAGCAAGAGCAUGUCCAGCAGUGUCUCACUUGCUGUUUGCAGACGAUAGUCUCUUCUUCUGCAAAGCCGAUGUCCUACAAUGUGCAGAGUUGAUGAAAAUAAUCGAGUGCUAUGGCCUGGCCUCGGGACAGCAACUGAAUACUACCAAAUCGUCUAUAUUCUUUGGCAGUAAAGUGCCACCAGACUUACGAGUAGCCAUUAAAAAUACGAUUGGUAUUCGUCAAGAAGGAGGCAUGGGGAUGUAUCUUGGAUUACCGGAGACGAUAAAUGGAUCAAAGAGACAAGUCUUUGCCUUUGUCCAGGAUCGGCUCAAUAAACGGAUCAAUUCAUGGUCGGCUAAACUGAAGCUCCACAGCGCAAUAUCGAACUUUUGGUGGAGCAAUAAGCAAAAUAGCAGAGGUAUUCAUUGGAUAGCUUGGGAGAAGAUCUGUCUUCCUUUUGACAAAGGAGGGUUAGGCUUUAGAGAUCUCAAGCUUUUUAAUCUCGCGUUACUUGCGAAGCAAUUGUGGAGAAUUAUAUACCAUCCGUCAUCCCUACUGGCGAGGAUUCUAAAAGGGAGAUAUUUCCGCAACUCAACGAUUCUUGAGGUAGAGAAAUCAAAUAUGCCAUCGUAUGGCUGGAGGAGUAUGUUAGCGGCUAAAGAUCUUCUUAAAGCUGGUCUUAGACGUACCAUUGGCACAGGAGAGAAGACAUUAGUAUGGAGAGACUCAUGGAUCCCAGAUGAGCCACCUCGACCUCCACAAGAUAUUGGUCUCCCAAGAGAUCCUCUCUUACUUGUCUCUGCUCUCAUUGACCCUGUUACAAAGGAAUGGCGGCUUGACAAGCUCACGGAUAUCCUGAGCACAGAAGAGAUCAAUCUCGUGCUCAGCCUAAAGCCUAGCCGUACCAACCGAGAAGAUGGCUUUUGCUGGACUCUUACAAAAUCAGGCAUAUACUCCGUCAAAACAGGCUAUCUUUUGGCCACGCAGAGGAAGGAAAAGCCUGAGAGUAUGCAAGUCAAUCAACCUAGCGUCGACGGCUUAAAAAGCAGAAUCUGGUCCCUUAAAACAACGAAGAAACUAAAACACUUCGUUUGGAGUGCUAUUGCUGGAUGCACUCCCGUGUGCAGUAAGUUAGUGGAGAGGCACUGUGAUAUAAGUCGUGCCUGUCCUAGAUGCGAUGUGGAAAACGAAACCAUAAACCACUUGCUUUUCGAAUGUCCUUGGGCUGUACAGACGUGGUCCUUGUCGGAGAUAACGACCAGUCCGGGGAUCUUCCCGUGUAAUGCUCUGUUUAAUAAUCUUGAUCAUCUCCUGUGGCGAGCUCGCGAAGGUGGGGACACAGAAAAAGCACUAGCCAGUUUCCCUUGGAUCGUGUGGUUCAUAUGGAAAGCACGAAAUGAGAAAGUCUUCGAAGGCAAAGAUAUCAUGCCUCUCGAUACGUUGCAGCAAGCGAUGGCGGAAACAGAGGCAUGGAAUGUCGCACUGAUUGUUGCUGAAGCUUUGGAUGAGACACAAAAGAAGGAUCCCCCAAUCCUCCCAAAUCAAAACGUCGUAUAUCCUAGAUGCCAGGUAGAUGCAUCAUGGGUAUAUGAGACGAAUCUCUUUGGAGGGGCUCUUGUUAUGGACCUCGAAGCUGACUCACGGGUCACAGGUUCUUUUUCGAAUCCGCUGGUGUUGUCACCUCUACACGCGGAAUUUCACACCUUGAUAUGGGCUAUGAAGAUGGUUAGGCAAAUGGGAUAUACCUCAAUGAGGUUUGAAUCUGAUUGCCUCCAACUAGUUACCCUUAUUGAAGACGGCGAAAUAUGGCCAUCAUUGGUCUCGGAGUUUGAUGAUUUUUCUGUUAUUCAUUCCCUUUUCCAAACUUUUUCACUUGUUUUUAUCCCUCGUUCUGUAAACCUCCAUGCCGAUGCUCUUGCGAAAGAGGCUCGUACACGAGGAUGUUCUUUUUCCCAUGUAAACACUGUCGACCCGAUUAGUAUGGUCCCGGCGACCAACCAAAUCGGUACGGCUUAA